This is a messenger RNA of Closterium sp. Naga37s-1, 1008 nucleotides long. The record is from the annotation of a GenBank genome assembly. NCBI's taxonomy places the organism in Eukaryota, Viridiplantae, Streptophyta, Zygnematophyceae, Desmidiales, Closteriaceae.
AUGGCCCGCCCACGAGGCGCGCGCGCGCCCUCGCCGCUGCUGCUGCUCUUCCUCGCCACUCUGCUGCCUCUGCUCGCCGCGCCGACCGCGUCGGUGGUGGUGAGCGCCGCUGCUGCGUGGAGUGGCGGCGGUGAUGAUCCCAUGGGCAGCGACCCGUCUCCUGCGGCGUGGACCACCGGAGGCGACACGAACGCUCUUGUGGGCGGCGAUGCGCGCAUGGCGCUGGAAGAGGGCGAGGGCGACGCGGCGGACGAGAUGGCGGACGGGUGGGCGCUGGGGGACGGCAGGUGGGGGGACGACGAGGCGCAGGGGGAGGCGGACGUCGAGGAGCGCGCGGAGGGCAGGAGCCUGGCGGAGGAGGAGAGCGCGGCAGAAGAGAUGGUGGGGGAGAUGGCGGAGGGUGAGGGGGAAGGGGAGGAGGAGGAGGAAGAGGGGCGCGUGCUGGCGGAGGGCGACUGGGUGGAUGAAAGCGAGGAGGGCGAUGAGGACGAGGAGAGCGAGGAGAGCGAGGAGAGCGAGGAGGGAAGGGUGCUUGCAGAGGGAGAGGAGGGUGAGGAGGGGAUUGACGGCGAGGAAGGCAGAGUGCUGGUAGAGGGCGGAGACGUGGAGGAUGAUGAGGAGGAGGAGGAGGAGGAGGAGGCGGCUGGUGGGAUGGAGGGCGCGGAAGAGGAGGAGGAGGAGGAGGAGGAUGUGGAAGGGAGGAUGUCCAGGGAGCUUCAGGAGGAGGAGAUGGAGAGCGAGGAGGACGAGGACGAGGAGGAGGAAGGGGUUGAGUUUUCACGCAAGCUGGCUGACGAGAAGGAAGAGAAGAAGACCGAAGAGAAGAAGGAGGAGAAGAAGGAGGAGAAGAAGAAGGAAGAGAAGAAGCCGGGGGUGCUGAAGAGGACGGCGAGUGCGAUCAAGAACUUCUUCAAGAACCUCGGUGAUCGCAUCACUGGCAAGAACAAGAAGCCCGACAACAGCCCCCGCAAGGCAGGCCCCUCCGAUGCCAAGGAUGCCAAGGCCUAG